This is a messenger RNA of Cyphellophora europaea CBS 101466, 1191 nucleotides long. RefSeq lists its product as uncharacterized. Lineage: Eukaryota; Fungi; Ascomycota; Eurotiomycetes; Chaetothyriales; Cyphellophoraceae. Gene Ontology annotation, molecular function: water channel activity; glycerol channel activity. Gene Ontology annotation, cellular component: plasma membrane. The transcript has 2 exons. Bases 1 to 1191 code for a protein of 396 amino acids. The record is from RefSeq and is a predicted model, not a curated record. Gene Ontology annotation, biological process: glycerol transmembrane transport; water transport.
AUGGCAUCGAACGACGACCUCCGUCGCCAGCACACCCACGACAUCGAGCUAGGUGCCACCGACGCCCUCCAGAAGCACCUCACUCGACAUGUCGUCCCACCAAAGCCUGUCUCAGAACGCAAGCUCCGCUUCGAGCACGCCCGACCACGGAUAUUGCGUGAGAUGGUUGGUGAAGCCACUGGUGUAUUCUUCUACGUGUUUCCGGGCAUCGCGUCCGUUGCCUCUUUCACGCUCGCCACCACCAAUCCUGUGGCGAUAGGCGAAGGCGGUACCCCGGGCAUCGGUGUUCCCAUCUUUGGUAGCCUUUUCCAAAUCGGCUGGGCUUUCGCGAUAGGCAUCGCAUUCGCCAUCAUCACCUGCGCUCAGGUAUCCGGUGGCCACUUCAACCCCGCCAUAACCCUGUGCUUCGCCAUCUGGCAAGGCUUUCCCUGGCGCAAAGUCCCACACUACAUCUUCGCGCAGAUUUUCGGCGCCUUCAUGGCCGGCCUCAUUCUCAUGGGAUGCUACUGGCCGGAGAUACAGGCCGCCAAAGCCAAUGACCUUGCCGCCCACGGCACCGUGCACUUCAACGGCGGCGUGGCUAGUAUUCUCUGCACGUACCCUAAUCCGAACCAGACGAAUCAGGGAUUCCUGUUCUUCCAGGAGUUUUUUGUCGACAGCUUUAUUGGGAUUGUGCUAUGGGCGUGUUUGGAUCCAGCGAAUCCCUUCAUGACCGCCACCGCCGCGCCUUGGGCUAUCGGUCUGGCCUACGCCGUCAUGGUCUGGGGCUUCGCGGGUAACUCGAUCAGCACCAACCUCGCCAGAGAUCUGGGCACGCGCAUCGUCGCAGCAAUUUUCUUUGGUGGAGAGGCUUUCAGCGUCAACAACGGUUACAGUUGGAUCAGUAUCUUGGUGAACGUACCGGCCACUAUCUUUGCAACAGGAUAUUAUGAAGCGGUUAUCAGGGACAGUCUGGUGGCGGUGCAUAAGGGCGAGAGGCACUAUGAGGGUGGGGACGCGGGUGUCAGGCAGCUCGUUAGGACGCUGACCAAGGAUCAGGAGGUGGCAGGCGCCAUGGCAGCCGUAGGAAAUGAGAAGCCUGACGACCAGUAUAACGAGGUGAGGUAUAGGGGCAAUGAGAAUGGCACUAAUGGGAAUAUCCAUGGCAAUGGCGCGGUGGAGGCGGUGAGCAAGGGAAGGGAUUGGGCUUGA